GGAGUACAUUUGACGCAUCUCGUCUUCUCUUUAGGGAGACCGUACUGUUUUGUCAGGGAACCAUAACUAUGGCGGACAAUUACCAGUACCCCGUUUAUUUCGAGUGCCACAGUCUUCUUUCGGAGAAGGACAACAAGAAAACGGAGAUGUUUUUCCGUGUUCACAGGCUGUCCGGCGGAGGAGACUGCGGUCCACUAACCAGAGUGGCUGAUAACUUCUACAGCAUCGCGUUCAAAAGUCAGAAAGAUCAACAGGAAGUGUUGAGGAGAUCUAAGCAUGUCGUUGAGCUCACUGAGGGUCGUCUGGUGUUGAGUGUCAGGGGCGACCUGUCACAUGACUCCACCGCUGCAGCGCCAGCAGAGACCCAGCAGUCCAUUCCUGACCUCACUGAUGCAGUGGUUGAAGCUAGUGACUGGAAAGGAGAGGAAGACCAACUGAGUGAUGGUACUCCAGUCCAUUUUGAUGAAAAUCCACAUGAGGUUGAAGCUCAACACUACAGAGGAGAAGACAGCAGAUCAAGGAUCUCUGGUGUGGGAGGUACUUUGGUGAACGCAGAGUUGUUGGAUGUAGAGGAGGAGCCAUGUUUCGAUGAGAGCUCUAUAAAGGUGGUGAGGGCCAUGCAAAAACCAUCUGACAGGCGGCUUCUGGGGCAAAGUGCCGCCUACGGUACAGGAAGCGAAGAUUCACUUGGAAGGGAGUUUGAUUCUGCUGGACAAAACGUAGCCAGAGGAGCCACAGCUGCAGCUCCCAAAGGUCCUGUCCAGGUUGAGAUUGUUCAGGGGACCAUUGAAAGUCAGCAGACAGAUGCAGUGGUAUCUCCAAUGAUCAUCAACGAUCCUCUGUCUACUCGUGUUGGAAACAUUCUCAGUAAAGCAAUUGAUCGAGAUGUGACUCAAAGUGUUACAUGGAAGUCAGAAAGUGAAAUUAUGGCUGGCGACGUCAUACUAGAGGAAAAUUUGACUGGAGUUCCUUUUGGUGCCGUGUUCUUCCUCAGCCUUGUUCAGUGGGAUGCAGAAGACGAUGGAAUCGCGGUUCAGGUUCUCCGACUGGGCAUCAACCAAAUUCUGACUUCCUGUGAGAGCAAAGGGUUGGGCUCUGUAGCCCUACCUGCACUUGGGGCUGGCAUUGCUCUGUGUUUUCCAGUCACUCUGGUAGCCAGGGUUUUACUGGAGGAGAUCUCUAAAUUUGAACAGGAGAGAACCACCAGCGCACCAGUUCGAGUUCUCCUUGUUCUACCAGAUCCAGAGGAUGUAGAGAUAUUCAAGUGUGUACAAGAAGAUAUGAAGUACAACAGAUUUACUGAACAUGAUCAUGACUCCAGUCCAACGAGGAUCGUUCUGCUGGGGAAAACUGGAGUUGGGAAAAGCCACCUGGCUAACACCAUUCUGGGGGAGGAAGUUUUUACUAUAUGCCAUUCUCCUAACUCAGGCACACAAACAUGUCAAUCAGAGACCAGAACAGUCAGUGGGAGGUGCCUCACUUUGAUCGACACGCCUGGUUUCUUCGACACCGACAAGUCAGAAGAAGAGUUGAAGCCGGAGAUAAUGCGUUGCCUCACUGAGUGCGCACCUGGACCGCACAUCUUUCUCAUUUUACUUAGAGUUGACAGAUUCACAAAGCAAGAGCAACAGGUUAUCACAAAAAUAUGCAAUCAUUUCUCAGAGGAUGCUCUGAAAUAUGCUGUAAUCGUGUUCACUCACGGCGAGCAGCUCCAAGAAGGGAUGAAAAUCGAAGAGUUUGUCAGUCAGAAUGAGGAUCUGAGUAAUCUGGUGAAGAAGUGCGAAGGUCGGUGCCAUGUGUUUGAUAAUAAACACUGGAACGGAGAGAGGCAAGAUGAUUACAGGAACAACCAGGUCCAGUUAGAAGCAUUCCUUCAGACAGUAGACAAGAUGAUGGUGGAAAAAAACGGAUCCUACUACACCAAUGACGUUCUGCGACAUGUAGAAGAAAGGAUCCAGAAGCAAGAGCAGCAGAUUAGAGAUCUGGCAGUGUACUUACCCCCACAGGAGAUCAGGAAGCAGGCUAAAACUUUUGUGUCUAAUGAAUUUCUGAUCAAGUUAGCGGGUACUGCCACCGGUGCUUUGUUGGGGGCAUUUUUUGGAGUGGCAGCAUUAUUGGAAGUUGUAAUGAAAGUUGUGAACAAUCCCACUGAAGUGAUGAAACGCGUGACAACCCUAAAAACGAUGGCACCUGCAGUAGUGGAAAGUGAGGUGGCAGUCGUGGCUGGUUGUGCCGUGGCAGGUGUUGCUGUGCUAGGUGCAACUACUUUAGGGGGAAUUCAAGGUGGUGCUAUUGGAUGUGAAGCAUCUAAGGAAGCGAAAACUCCAAUGGAGGCAAUUGAGAAGAGUUCUGAGGCUGUUAUGAAGGAAAGACAAAGGUUCAGGAUGCUGCCACAAAAUUAAUAUUGUGGAAGCGUAUCAAUCUCCUAACGACUGCAUUGGCAGUGAUUAGGAAAUUUAAGGAUAAUUAUUAUUUUUGCUUCACACUUACCGUAAAAGUACAAUAUUUUGUGUAAUCAGCCGCAGCAUUUUGAGUGUCUUUUUAACCUUGGAUGCCACAGCAUCAGCAAGCAGCUGACAGGUGCAUAUUGCUAACAUACAGGCUGGAUUGUCAAAGGAAUGUUUUAUGUGAGCUUCAUAGCGUCUCGUGGAACCAGUGCCGAUAAGAGAUAAAGUGAUAUUUUUAGAACCAACACUAUUCAAAUGCUGCUGAUAACUUUUUGUCAAAAAUACUUUACUUGUUUCUAUGUAAAAAAUUCUAUUUUAAACUGCAAGAUUUGAGUACAAGGGGCCCCUAGUUCUUCUUUUUUCUUUACUUAUCUUUUUAAAUUCCUGCUUUUGUAAAGGCACUUUAUUUUGUCAUGCAGGCAGUUCAUAGUGCUACUUGUUUUAGACAGACUUUGUCAUUCUGCUGCACAUUCACAGCACACAUAUUGAGCUAAAUUUUAUUGCAAGGCUCCCAACAGAUAAAAACAACAAAAAAAACAAGUUAAAAAAGAAGACAGCAUAAGUAUAUAUCAUAAUAAUAAAAAGACCAGUGGGAGUUUGGCAGUCUUGUGGCAUUAAGCUGUUAAGCAACGCUGUUCUGCGUUUGAAGUUGCUGUACCUUUUGUCGGACGAUAGGAUGGAGAAUAAACCGCGGUGAGGGAGGAUACUUUACACAUUUGAAAGAUUUUACCUUUCUUGAAGUAUUUUGUAUUUUAUUUCUUUGUAAAAAUUAAACUUUGUGUCGAUUCCCUACCCCACUUU
This is a messenger RNA of Xiphophorus hellerii (green swordtail), 3248 nucleotides long. RefSeq lists its product as uncharacterized. The record is from RefSeq and is a predicted model, not a curated record. Gene Ontology annotation, molecular function: GTP binding. The transcript has 7 exons. Bases 69 to 2402 code for a protein of 777 amino acids. Lineage: Eukaryota; Metazoa; Chordata; Actinopteri; Cyprinodontiformes; Poeciliidae.